ACAGUUAAACCUUAAAUCUGAUUUUCAGAGAUGAGUUUAGUUGUCAUGUUAGAAUGACUGAAUCUAGAAACAAGAUCGCAGGACUAUACGAUCUAGAAGAAACAAUUGGAGAGGGACACUAUGCAGUUGUCAAGCUUGCUCGACACGUGUUUACUGGGGAGAAAGUUGCAGUCAAGGUUAUUGACAAGCAACGGUGGAAUCAGUCCACACAGACUCAGAUGCUGCAAGAAGUUAAACUUAUGAAACUAGUCCAACAUCCUAAUGUGGUUCGUCUAUACGAGGUGAUAGACACCGCGACAAAGCUGUACCUGAUCCUUGAGCUAGGAGAUGGAGGGGAUAUGUACGAUUAUAUCAUGAAGCAUGAGGGAGGAUUAGGGGAGGAAAAAGCAAGAAAAUACUUCAAACAAAUUGUCACAGCUAUACAGUACUGUCACAUGCUUCAUGUUGUACAUAGGGACUUGAAGCCAGAGAACGUGGUGUUCUUUGAGAAGCUGGGCAUGGUGAAGUUGACAGAUUUCGGGUUCAGUAACAAGUUCGAUCCAGGGGAGAGACUGAUGACAAGCUGCGGUAGUCUAGCCUACUCCGCUCCAGAGAUAUUACUAGGAGACGCCUACGAUGCUCCGGCUGUAGACAUUUGGAGCCUUGGGGUCAUCUUGUAUAUGCUGGUUUGUGGGGCAGCUCCCUUUCAGGAGGCCAAUGAUAGUGAGACUCUAACCAUGAUAAUGGAUUGCAACUAUUCUGUUCCUGCGCAUAUAUCUAAACAGUGCCAGAGUCUGAUAUCCAGUAUGCUGUGUCGGGAUCCUAUUAAGAGAGCUACACUUGAACAGAUAUCUACAGAUCCGUGGUUAAUGGCGGAUACCUCAGUUCCUUUAUGGGAUAUGUUACCUCUAGUCACCAGAGAGCAUUUAUCUGAAGAGGACCACGCCCAUAUUCUACAGAAGAUGGUGGCAGGAAAUAUUGCAUCAAGGGAGGUCAUCAUUGAUAGCUUAGACAGGAAUGAUUACAACCACGUAACGGCAACCUACUUCCUGUUGGCAGAACGGAAGUUACGCUCCCAACGUCAAGAUACGGCACGACGCGCUAGAACACAGAAGCGAGCUGUGCAGGCUGGUCAGAGCAAGAAAAAUGAGGGUUCUCCUUCAGCAACUGUAGAAUCCUUACUUUCCCCUCAAGAGAACAAGAAGUCUAACAAUUCUGGUAUAUCAGCCCCUCGUCUUGGAUAUAGGCCCCGGGUUCGUCAGUGCAGUAUAGUAGAGGAGGAAGAGGACGAAGAUGACCAGGAAGAUGUUCUUCAGGGUGGAAUGCCGAUCAAAGGAUUAUCCCGACACAGUUCGACCUCCAGCCUCGCGGAUAAAUCCUCCCCCAGCCUCCAUCUAGACCUCACCCUUGCAUUUGCUGCGCAACGACUUGAAGAAUCUGCCAAUAUACCAACCCCAGCUCCUUUCCCACAAUCUAGUCAAAUAGGAACUGGUUUGAGCCGGCAAAACUCGCUGCGCCGGUCUGGAGAGAAUACCAGCGGUAGUUCGCCAGGUUCUCCCGUGUCUCCGACGAACUCAACUACCAGUCCUGCGAGGUUUAAACUUUCAUCUAGCUCUGGUAGAAAGCUUACCAACGUCAGAUCGACGCCACAAUUGGCGGUGCCGAUACUAAACCAGAUCCACGAGGAGAGCGAGGAUGGCGGCGGUUCACCCGCUGAUAUUUCGGAUAAACCAAGAUUUACCGCCGUAAGUUCGCGACCCAUCGAUGUCCCUAAAAGUACGCCCGGUGUUCCCUUCGGCGCCCCAUCUGGGGCUGCGGUUCUGCGGCGAUUAGAGCAACGGCGCCGUCUUCAUAAAUCACGGACUGCGUCCUGUUCCAGUUCAGAUGCAAGCGACGACGAUUCCGAAAAUAGGAAAAAACGAGGCGGUCGCGGUGGUCUUCCUGGUCUUCGAGAUAGCAACGAUAGCGAUAACCCGGACCAAGGAGAGGGAGGCAGUGCAGGGGGCGGAAACUUUCCUAAUGGUUCUGGUGGCGGAAGCCUGGGUGGAGGCGGAGGCAGCUCUGGCGGAGAUGGGUGUAGUGGAGAGAGUGGGGGCGGAUCCCUGGGCGGAGCUCGACAUUAUAGAAUGCAGAGGAGUUCCGCCAGGGUUCGCCAGAGUUCAAGUCUGAACAGAAUAAGUGAGCUUCACGAGGCCGAUUUUUCUUGUGAAAACCAAGAAACUGACACGCCCUCUGGGACUGCCACUCCCUCCGGAGCAGCCACGCCCUCCGGGACCGAAAUAACCCCGGGGCAGCGACGGCUGGAGCAGCGUCGACAGUUUACGCCGCAGCUCUCUUCCGAAAGUGAGAGCGACCCAACACCUAUUCCGGUUGACCGGGCUGGGCCUGGUGAUCUGGAGAAGGUUGAAGAGGAACAGACUGACACCGGAACUAACGGACCAACAAGCCUACAGGGUGAGGAUGAAGAAGGUCGUCCUCCACAAGCUAACUGUGACCUCUUGACCCGGUACCUUGAGUCCUUGGGUACACGAUCCAUACGAUCCAGAGACGACAGUUUGAAUUCCAGUGAUAGCGAGUAUACUGGAGGAGAAGACUCUGGAGAACUAAGAGAGGGAGGACGGAGAAGAUCGAAGGUGAAUUUGCGUCAGCUGGAGGAGAGACUGAACAUGAUCCAGGAAGAAUGCAAUUACAGGAAUAGUGAUGAAAGUGAUGAUGAGAGGAGUGCAACUAUUGAUGAACCAAGUGACAGGAACGAAGAUGUGGAGGCCAUAGACAAUGAUGAUAAUGACAACCAGGACAAUAAUAACUGCUUCCAGGACAACAACAGCUACCAGGACAACACAACCAGCUUCCAGGACCACACCACCAGCUUCCAGGACCACACUACCAGCCACCAGGACCACACUACCAGCCACCAGGACAACCAGGGAUACAACGGGUACAAGGAGAAGUAUUACGACAUACUGGACAAUUUUGAUUCUGUAUUUUUACGGAUUGAAGAUCUUCUCAACUCAGAUAAGAAGAAUUGCGGCAGGAGCAGGAGUGAAGGUUGGGCGUAUUCUGAUACUGAUGAAACACCUCGUAUCAAGGAUUUGAUCCUCUACCCCCUGGACCAAAUCAAGGUUGGGUUAAAGGAGGUUGAGGUUAACAGAGAUGUAUCCUUUACAACCUCACGAGGACGGCCUAGAUCUGCUCCUCCGAGGCCCGGAGGAAAAACAUUGCACAGGGCACAUAGUUGUGGAUCCCUGAUGGUACGGAAUAGGAAAGUUCCCGGAUUCUGGAAUAUUCUGCAGCAUGAGGUGAAACCUCUUCAAAACAUCGGAUCAAGCGGAAAUGAACUGACCCUGACCUUAUCAAGCGUAGCAGCCCCUCUCUCCCUCAUCCAACUACAGGCUGGAGCUUCGAAGUGUUGCAAUCUUUGCUAGAUCCAGUCUUCCACCCCUCCACCAUAUUCUUAAACAU
Messenger RNA from Eurytemora carolleeae, 3441 nucleotides. It is a transcript of the gene Snrk, whose product is annotated as SNF-related serine/threonine-protein kinase. Bases 54 to 3404 code for a protein of 1116 amino acids. Gene Ontology annotation, molecular function: protein serine/threonine kinase activity; tau-protein kinase activity; ATP binding. Gene Ontology annotation, cellular component: cytoplasm. The transcript has 31 exons. Gene Ontology annotation, biological process: intracellular signal transduction; microtubule cytoskeleton organization; protein phosphorylation. Lineage: Eukaryota; Metazoa; Arthropoda; Copepoda; Calanoida; Temoridae. The record is from RefSeq and is a predicted model, not a curated record.